Tetranychus urticae (two-spotted spider mite) is the source of this 2486-nucleotide messenger RNA. RefSeq lists its product as uncharacterized. The record is from RefSeq and is a predicted model, not a curated record. NCBI's taxonomy places the organism in Eukaryota, Metazoa, Arthropoda, Arachnida, Trombidiformes, Tetranychidae.
GUAAAAAAACAAACAAUUAAACAACAAUUCAUUUAAAUCAUAUUUAUAAUUGGUCGAGCAUUAAAAUGGCUCCAUGUAUCAAGCUCACGUCAUUGUCAACUAAACAGUUAACUAUUAUUUGUUCAUUAAUUGCUACUGUAAUAACAAUUGGAGUUGUGGUAACAAUUACAAUAAGAAAUGGAUCUCCAAACCUCCAAGAAAGCAACAUCCAAGAAUAUGCGCUUAAAAUUCAAUCGACUGAACCUCAAUGGAUACAGUUUGUUGAUGAAGCGACAUCUCUUGUGAAUGCUUUUAAUGCUGGUACUAAUGAUCACUCUGAACCAAUUUAUGUUUGUCGUGUCAAUCUCGGCGACCAAAUUUUACCUGGAACUUACAGCUCUAACCAAGCGUCAUGUCAAGUUACUUAUGAUUAUUUCAUUCAUGGACAUAAGGAAUUUGAAAUACUCAUAGCUGAGGAUCAUUCAAUAUUUGUCUGGCAAGAUGUUAAUAGUUAUGAUGAUAAUGUUUCAAAUGGUGCACUAAUAGGAGGAAUCUCUGCAUCUAAAUAUGAUAUUAAAAUAGCAAAAGUUGGGCGCAAGGAUGAUGAACGGAUUGGUAGAGUGGAUUGGACCACUAAAGAAGCUCUAGCACCAAUUGGUCAAUACGAACAUAAAUUUAGAGAAUAUCAAGUUCUGUGUUUAUAUGAUUACAGUUUACUCUGAUUAUAACCGAAUAUCAAUUUAAUGCAAAUCAGAAGAUUCAUAUUAAUCCACUUUGCUUCUCGUUUUCAGUUUUAAUGCACCAGUUUUUAUUAAACAUAUAAUGAAACUGGUAAUCUAUACUGGUGUCAAUACCAAAGUACCAGAGUUUACUUCGACAAGAUAAUAGGCUGUCAUCCUUAUUCAGCCAAUCGGGGUUAAUAGAUGUGAAUAUGUAUCAUAUUAAUAUACCUAAUUGUGAUCAAAUUUUCAUUCUGAAGAUUAAACUAAUGAAGAUCCUUCUAACAUACCAAGAAUAAGAUUUGUGUUUAGUAACUUUACCAAGUCAAAUCUGACUACAUGAGCAAUACAAUGCUAUAACAUUUUUUAUACAGUAGUAUUUUGAGUGUUCUAAUAUUCCAUUAUAUUGUAGCCCAUAAUGUAGUCUGAUGUUUGCUCAAGAACUAUGAUUGUAGAUGAUACCAUUACCAUGAUAUUUAAGGUCAAAUUGAAUUUCUCAAAAACUCGUUGAAAUAGAUUUGUUUUACAGUAACAAAAAAUGUCAUUUCUCAAAGUAAAACAAUUUUCUGGUUUUUCACCAAAAGUGUUGAAACAUCAGUAAAGUAAGUUUCGUGUAUAAACAAAAUAAGAUAAGUAUUUAAAAUACUUUUUGGUAUAACUUGAUAUCAAAUGUCACAUCAGGUCAGCUCUAACCGAUUACAAUAAAGCACUUUGUAACUUGGUAGAGCUUCGUGUUGGCGUCACCUAUUGGUGUAGUUUGAGUCAUUUGCUUUCGUUGUUCUGGGAACCACCAAACAACCCAAACUUGUUUUGAGCAACAUUUUGUUGAAAUUUUGGUAAAUAGUGAACCGAAAAAAGAGUUUGUUUGGCCAUGUUUUUGUGAGUUCAGACAUUUUCUCACCAAGUAUUCAUCUUGAACACAAUAUCUUCUCAUAGUCUUUACCAUUUUAAAUAAAUCUCAUCAUAUUUGUCUAAAAAUCGAUUGGAGUUUCAUCUAAAAUGAGUGAAAACAAAACAACUAUAAAAGUUAAGUUGGGUGAUGAAGAUUAUUAUGACAUUGUUAUUGACUGGACUGAUUAUCGCUACAAAUACCAUCAACAAAUAUAUGAUCAGCUUGCAGUCUACACCGGAAUACCACAUUUUUUUAUGUGUUCAAGCUUCAUUACGAAUAGAGGAUCAACUAUGAUGAUGUCAAAUGUGCAUCGCUUGUGGAGAGCACAAGCCCGCAAUGAAUCAGUUAGAUUUUUCAGACGUAGAGUUCAUGAUGGCGAUUGCUUUACUCUGAAUUUUAAUAUGCAAUUCCUAUAUGAUCAAGAUGAGAUUUUUCAUGUGAAUGUUAACCUAACCGACUCAAGAAAUUCCCAUGGCAAUGAAUGUAAUUCAUUUUGGUGUAAAUAUAAAAGUACUAGAGUUUACUUGAACAAGAUAAUAGGAAUACUUAAAAACUCAGAAUUUCAAAAGCAAAUCAAAGCUGAAUUUCCUGUUGAAAGAUAUUCUCAAGAUGGAGAUGAAUUGCAGGAUGAAUGGUGGAAACUGCUGCCCAAUUUCAAUCUAAGACAAUAUUUUCAAGGAUUCUGUACUGCAAAUCUGGAUCCUCAAGAGUCUCGUCCUUAUUUACCACAUCGAGGUUAAUAAAUGUGAAUCACACCUUAUCUUAUUGUGAUCUAAUUUUAUUCUGAAUUUUACUAUUUGAGAUUUAAAUUGUGUAUUUCCAUGUUUACUAUUUUCAACAUUCGUAUCACAGUUAGUUAUUUAUUACAUUAGUUAGAUCUUACAGAUGAUUUCAAU